Gadus macrocephalus (Pacific cod) is the source of this 1566-nucleotide messenger RNA. Its product is annotated as coiled-coil domain-containing protein 106-like. The transcript is spliced from 5 exons. NCBI's taxonomy places the organism in Eukaryota, Metazoa, Chordata, Actinopteri, Gadiformes, Gadidae. Gene Ontology annotation, cellular component: nucleoplasm. The record is from RefSeq and is a predicted model, not a curated record. Bases 1 to 690 code for a protein of 229 amino acids.
AUGAUUAACCUCCCAACAGACUGGGCAGGUGACCUCCAGCGGGGAGUGAAGGCCCAGCCCGCGUCCUCCCCCACCCCCCCCUCCCCCAUGACCACCCGCUCUGGCAUGGCCCUCCGGCGCCUCCAGAGCCAGGGCCCGGGCCCGGGCCCCAGGCCCCGCCGCCCCCCCUCUGUGCCCGUGAAGCAGGAGUUCCACCUGGAGGAGGAGAAGUUCUACACGGAUGAGGAGUACGUGGAGGAGGCGGAGGUUGAAAGCGAGGAGGAGGAGGAGGAGGAGAAGAGGAAGGGGGGCCGUGGGGGGCGGGCCUGUGGGGAGCCCAGGAUGAAGAUGAGGCGGGUCUUCAGGAUCACCCACGGCCGGGAGCGCCAGAGAGUGAAGGAUGCUGAUGGGGUUCUGAUGCGCUACAAGAAGAUCCUGACUACGUACCAGAAGGUGCGGAGCAUGUCGCGGGCGUUCCAGAUCCACGGGGUGGACCGGAACACCAUGGCCUCCACCUCGCCGGUCGCAGAGCUGCUGCUGGUCGCCCCCGAGAAGAUGGCGGAGGUGGGGGAGUUUGAGGCGUCUAAGGAGAAGCUCCUGGACUACGCCCGGCGCUGCUACAAAACCAUGGACGAGGCCACUCACACCAAGGUGCAGAGCAUGAAGAAGUCCCACGAGCUGCUGCCCAUCUCCUACCGCUUCAGGAACUAGCCUCCUCCCGCUUCAGGCCUCCUCCCGCCUCAGGAGCUAGUCUCUACCACUGCAGAGACUAGUCUGCUGCCAGCUAGCACUAGCUAGAUCAGGAGUAAUUUUGUUGUUGGUUUAACAGAUUUUUGUUCAGGAAGAAGUUUUGAGAAACAUGUCUUCGUGGUUCAACAUCUUAAGAACAAGACAAGAAGGGAUUUGAAGACUAUGUUAUUACAUUAUUAUUUUAUAACUCAAGAGUAUAUUGGUUAUUACAUUAUUAUUCUUUUUUUAUUUUGGUUCAGGAGUUAACUUACUAGGUUAAAGAUUGCAAUAACGCUGAUAAAAUGUGACUAAUUUCCUUCCUUCAUUUAUCUAUUAUUUUAUUUAUAUUAUUAUUUAUAUAUUAUUUAUUUCCGUCCGAUAGGAACGUGAUGGUCAGAGUUCCCUGUCUAGGAUUGAUUGUUCAUUUACUAAGAGAUUCCAGCCAAUAGUCUUGCUUGUUGUUUGCCUGCCAUCUAGUUUGUUUACAUCUAGCAAGCGAAUGGCUGCUGUUUAGGUUGUCCCUCCCGUUUAAAACAACCAAUGAAUGAUGAAGAUUCAGAUGUUUUUUUUCCGUUUGUUUUGUAAAGAGAUGCAAAGUACUGGAAUAUAAUGUAUCUCAAAUGAUCGUUUAAGAGGAUGACAUUUGUGUUUGCUGAAGCCCUUGUUUGGGAUCUUUCCCAACCUGUGUACCUUACGUUCUGGGGUUAAGGGAUACUGGAUAUUUGGUCUCAAAUCGUAAUAACACUGAUAAACUGUGAUUUACUAAUUUCCUUAAUCAGUUAAUGUAAUAUUAAUAAGUUUCAGCUUUUUCGUGUUAGAGGAUAUUGGAUUAACACAAUAAACCCUUUUCUCCCCUUC